UGAUGUAUGGGAGAUGAAGGACUAUGGAGUGACUAAAUCUUGGGCUAAAAUUUUCACCAUUGAGCAAGCAACAAUCUGUGAGUUUUUUGGAGAUUUGAUUCCGCUUCAGUUUGUCAAGAGUAGUGAGGUUUUAUUAGGAUACGACACAGGUCUCGACUUUCAUCUAGAUUUGUAUGACAUUAAGCGUGCGGCUUCCAUAAAUCUCAAGGCUCAUGAUGACUGUGAUUCGUACUCUUAUACUACCUCGGUUUUUGCGGAGAGCCUUGUAUCACUUAAUUCAGGUACUUAUGUUGGGCAGCAUGACGAUGACCCAGAAGACGAAGACUCAGAAGAUGAUGAUGACCCAGAAGACGAAUAUGAUGAUGAUUCAGAAGACCAAGACUCGGAAGAUGAUGAUGACUCAAAAGAAGAUGGGCAGGAAGAUGACGAUGACUCAGAAGAAGAGGUGCAGGAAGAUGAUGAUGACUCAAAAGAAGAUGAGCAGGAAGAUGAUGAUGACUCGGAAGAAGAGGUGCAGGAAGAUGAUGAUGACUCGGACGAAGAGGAGCAGGAAGACGAAGCUAUUGAGACAAAAAGGAAAAGAUUACGUAUAGGGGGUAGCUCAAGAGCAAUAGAUCUGGGUAGGCUUAAUUCAGGGACUCAUGUUAAGGGCGUAGAAAGAGGAGACUCUGAAGUUGAAAACUUGAAAGAUCAUGAUGACACAGAAGAGGAAGAGACUAGGGAAGGAAAGGAAGCUAGAGAUACAGGUCAUGCAAAUAGUUGUGAGCUGUUGGAUAGCUAUGGCCGUUAUUUGCAAGAAUCAAUAAAUCUCAAAAGAAGAAAACUAGAUUUGGAAACAAGAAAAAUGGAUUUUGAAAUUCGUGUGGAAGAAAAUCGGCAUAUGAGUAUGGACAUAACAAAGAUGAAUGCUUUACAGUUGAAGUGGUGGCAAAUGCGUGCUAAUCAGAUUGAAGAAAAGCGUAGCAUUUCUUACAUGAGCAUUGGUGAUUUCGAAAGACAGCCAUGAGGUAGAGCAAGA
Papaver somniferum (opium poppy) is the source of this 1018-nucleotide messenger RNA. Its product is annotated as probable ATP-dependent RNA helicase ddx56. The transcript has 2 exons. Bases 14 to 1006 code for a protein of 330 amino acids. The record is from RefSeq and is a predicted model, not a curated record. NCBI's taxonomy places the organism in Eukaryota, Viridiplantae, Streptophyta, Magnoliopsida, Ranunculales, Papaveraceae.